This is a messenger RNA of Cannabis sativa, 1428 nucleotides long. RefSeq lists its product as uncharacterized. The coding region runs from base 89 to 1165 and encodes 358 amino acids. Lineage: Eukaryota; Viridiplantae; Streptophyta; Magnoliopsida; Rosales; Cannabaceae. The transcript is spliced from 2 exons. The record is from RefSeq and is a predicted model, not a curated record.
UAUAAAUAUAUAGAAAAGCCAAAAUAAAUACAUGUUAUGUGUGAGAGAGUAGUAAUAAUAAGUACCUAAAGAGAAAAAAAAAAAUACCAUGGAAGCUAUUAUUGAUAAUCUUCAUAAUCAUCAUCAACAACAACAAGAGUUUUCUUCUGGUCAAUCAUCAUUUUCUUCAUCAAUUCAAGAUCAAGAUCAUGAUCAAACAUGUCAAGAUGUAGUUAUUGAUUAUGAUCUUUUAUUAGAAGAGUCUUGGUUUUUUGGUAACCUACUCAUUAACCAAAAACCAAAAAUGUUAAGGUGUUUUUCUGAUCCUUGUCCUUCUUCUUCUUCUUCGAUUUCGAAUAUUAUUGCCCUAGACAACAACAACAACAACAACAACACCAUUACUCGAAAUCUAGCUCGAGCUCCUUCAUUGCCACCUAAUAUUGGAAGAGAAGAGAAAGAAGAAGAAGAAGAAGAAGAAAAUGGUAACUCGAAUAGGGUUUUGGUUACCAAAUUGGCAAGUGAUGAGAAAAAAGAAAGGAAGAGUAGUAAAAUAAUAAAGGAGCAAUGUUGUUACUCGUUACCAAAGCCUAAGAAAAAUAUGUUAGUGAGAACACAAACUUUGCCAACUUCAAUGAGAAAAGUUGAGAUUGUUCAAGAUCAUCAUGAUGAAGAUAAAAUUAAUGGUGGGAUUAGCAAAUCAAAUCGCCAACCUUCACUUAAUCUUGCUGAUAUUUUGCCCCCUAGACAUAAUAAGGGAAAUUCAUCAAGAAAUAGGACACCAAAAAACACAAUAUUGGAGGGUUUUUAUAACAAUACAGAUGGGUCAAGAGAAAUGAGAAGAAGAUACCAAAAUGGAAAAAAUAUGAGAAGAAGCCUAAGUGACCUUGAAAUUGAAGAAGUGCAAGGAUUUAAGGAUUUGGGGUUCACAUUUGAUAAGUUAAAAAACCCUAGUGUGGUUAAUAUAAUUCCAGGUUUGCAAGAAAAGAAUGAAGAGGAUAGUAUGGGCCUAGAAAAUAAGGUAAGAAGGCCUUAUCUUUCUGAGGCAUGGUUGGCCCAAAGUUAUAGCCCACCACCACCUCCUCCUCCUCCAAGUUGGGCUUUCAGGAAAUCUUCUGGUGAAGACAUGAAGGCCCAUAUUAAGUUUUGGGCUCGAGCUGUGGCCUCUAAUGUGCGCCAAGAGUGCUGAAAUAAAUAAUAAUAAAAAGAAAAUAAAAUAAAAAAUCUGAUCUGCUAAUCAAUUCUUUUUUUUUUUUUUUUUUAUUUAUUAAUUUUUGUAAUUCUUGCUUUCAUUUUCAUUUUUGUCUUUCAUGGGUGUGUAUGUAGCCAUGAAAUAAGAAACUAUUGUAAGAAUUGCAAAAGGAGUAGUAACCUUAAAAUAAUAUCUUGGACAGACAAUAAAUAAUAAUAAUAUUAAUCAUAAAAAAGAUUGAUUGUAACCUUUGAAUGAAA